GACGGACGUUCUUUAUAAUUAAGCACUAAAACGUCCGUAUUAUAAGUAUUUGUUAUUGCAAGAUGGCAUCAGAAAAGCUCGUGGGUUCUCUUAUUGAAAAUUUGGCAUUAAAAAGUGACCAACAAGCAGAAUUUAAUAAAAAAAUUGCUGAACUUCCUUCUGAUGUUUCACCAACCGGAACCAUAUACAUUGGUCACCUUCCACGUGGAUUUUAUGAGGAUGAAAUUAAAAAAUACUUUUCACAAUUUGGUGUUGUAAACAAAGUUCGUCUUGCUCGAAGCAAAAAGACUGGUGGACAUAAAGGUUAUGGUUAUGUGCAAUUUGCUAAUGAGGAUGUGGCUAAAAUUGCAGCAGAAGCAAUGAACAAUUAUUUGAUGUUUAAUAAGUUACUGAAAUGUCAAUUUGUACCUAAUGAAAAAUUACAUCCAAAGAUAUGGAAAGGAUGCAAUAAAAAAUUUGUAUGGAUAAACAAAGCAAAGCUAGCUCGACAAGUACACAAUAAGCGCAAAACAAAAGAAGCAUCUCAAAAGGCAUUUGAAAGAUUAAAUAAACGAGACAAGAAGAAAAGAGAAAAGUUGUUGGCUUGUGGAAUAAAGUUUGAAUUUCCUGGAUAUGCCGGAUCAAAAAUAAAUAAAAAAUUGAUAAAGAAAGACCAAAAAGCACCAACGCCUAAGACACUUUUACCUCCAAAAACAGACAAAAAAAAAAGAAAGAAAAAAGAAGUUUAAUUAAUAUUUUGAACUUUUACUACUAAAACUUCUGUUUGUUUUGAAAUAUACAUAUAAAUGUU
This is a messenger RNA of Hydra vulgaris (swiftwater hydra), 790 nucleotides long. RefSeq names its product MKI67 FHA domain-interacting nucleolar phosphoprotein-like. Gene Ontology annotation, cellular component: nucleolus. NCBI's taxonomy places the organism in Eukaryota, Metazoa, Cnidaria, Hydrozoa, Anthoathecata, Hydridae. Gene Ontology annotation, molecular function: RNA binding. The record is from RefSeq and is a predicted model, not a curated record. Gene Ontology annotation, biological process: maturation of LSU-rRNA from tricistronic rRNA transcript (SSU-rRNA, 5.8S rRNA, LSU-rRNA).